This is a messenger RNA of Medioppia subpectinata, 413 nucleotides long. The record is from the annotation of a GenBank genome assembly. Lineage: Eukaryota; Metazoa; Arthropoda; Arachnida; Sarcoptiformes; Oppiidae.
CGAUCGUAUACUUCGAUGACGUAAGAGUUCCCGCGAAGAACAUCGUUGGAGAAGAGGGCCAGGGAUUCACUUAUCAAAUGAUACAGUUUCAAGACGAGCGCUUGUGUGCGGCCGCCGCAGCCGUAUCACAAGUGGACCGUAUUAUCAAUGAGACUAUAGAGUACUGUCGACAACGCAAGACAUUUGGUUCCCCUCUCAUCGAUAAUCAAGUGAUUCACUUCACUCUCGCAGAACUCAAAUGUGAGGUCGAAUUACUUCGUUCCUUAGUCUAUAGAGCGGCCGACGCUCUCAUGAAUGGAGAAAACGUCACAUUCUUGGCCUCAAUCGCCAAAUUAAAAGCCGGACGUUUGAGCCGAGAAGUGGCCGACAAAUGCCUUCAAUAUUAUGGAGGAAUGGGUUAUACAAACGAUAUG